Diachasmimorpha longicaudata is the source of this 2169-nucleotide messenger RNA. RefSeq names its product U3 small nucleolar RNA-associated protein 6 homolog. Gene Ontology annotation, molecular function: snoRNA binding; protein binding. Gene Ontology annotation, biological process: maturation of SSU-rRNA from tricistronic rRNA transcript (SSU-rRNA, 5.8S rRNA, LSU-rRNA). Gene Ontology annotation, cellular component: small-subunit processome; Pwp2p-containing subcomplex of 90S preribosome. NCBI's taxonomy places the organism in Eukaryota, Metazoa, Arthropoda, Insecta, Hymenoptera, Braconidae. The transcript is spliced from 5 exons. The coding region runs from base 131 to 1927 and encodes 598 amino acids. The record is from RefSeq and is a predicted model, not a curated record.
UAACCUAUUCCGAGCACUAGACUCGUCCAAAUUCAGUGUUGCUACACGUGUGUAUUCUCGAUGUUUAUUAUCGUGAUUUAACAAUAUUUCCCUUGUUCAGUUCAAUCUUGAAGUUAUUUAAGCCUAAAAUAUGGCGGAGAGAGUACAAAAACGGUGUGAGAACUCGGUGCAACAUCUGGAGCUCAUGGAAAAGAUUAAAUUGUUCGAUGCACGUGAAAUCAGAGGAAUCAUCAAAAAACGAAAAGAUUACGAAUAUAAACUCUCAAGAACAAUCAAAAGUAAAGAGGAUUAUUUACGGUAUAUUCAGUAUGAAAUGGAUCUUCUGAAACUUCUGAGACAGCGAAGAACGAAAUUCGCAAUCACUCAGAAAAAACGGGACAUCGAUUAUGGAAUUGUCAACAGAGUGAUGAAUCUCUAUAGAGAGGCACUAGAGAGAUUCAAAGACGAUUUGAGAUUUUAUGUUGCUUACAUGAAGUUCUGUAAACAAGUCGGCUACAAUGAUGUUGUCAGUCGAACACUUACCGAUAUGCUUCAAAUCCAUGGAGACAAACCAAAGUGCCACCACAUUGCUGGCAAAUGGGAGCUCGAGGAAAGGAAAAAUGUUAAUAACGCGAGAACUUAUUUUAUAAAUGGUAUUAAUCAUCAUCAGAAUUCACAACUGCUCUACACGGAUGCAUUUCAAUUGGAAUUAGAUCAAGCAGAUGAAGCAUCAGAAAAAUCAGAAGGCACUCCAGAAACCCCCUCUGAAACCUCAGAGGAAAUCCCCCUGGGUGUGAAAAGGGCAUUGAUAAUCUACAAAAUGGCAUUCAAAAAAGUGAAAGAUGUUACGUUCAUCAUCAGCCUCCUAAACCUCUGUAAACUCCAUAAAAACACAAAAAGUCUAGAAAACGAGAUAAUUUCAGAUCUCACCAGAGAAUAUUCCAACAAACCGCAAAUGUGGGAGACAAUGGCAAGGCGAGAACUGGAAGGUCUUUCUUAUGAACCAAAUCAAGACGAACCCAUGGAAGUAGAAUGUGCACAGGAUCAGAACUCUUUGCGAGAUCGAAUCGCUAAUUGCAACGAGGUUUACCAAGCUGCAGUUAAAAAACUUAAAUCAGAAACAAUGUGGUCACUAUACAUCGACUGUCUUCUUGAAAUUAAUCAAGAUCUGUUGCAUCUUCCUAAUUUUAAAAGAAAGUUACUGAAGAAUGCGUUGAUCCAAGCUCAUCAAGCCAAAAAAUUGGAGGAAAAAUAUUAUCUCUAUUGGAUUGAAAUGUUGACAGCUGAUAAGAAAAAUGACAGUUCUGAGGAAAAAGUAUAUCAGGUUAUGUGUUACGGAACAGACGCUAUUCCAACGAGUGUAAAUCUAUGGACAGCUAAGAUAAAAUACUUGAUAAACUCGGGGAAAGAUUCCCUGGUCACUGAAGAAUUUGCCAAAGCUUCGAAACUACUGGGAGGAAAGGCCUUACCCCUCUGGCGGAUGAAACUACUCUAUUUCCAAGCUAAAUAUCCCGAAAAGGUGCAUGAAAUUUUUUUGGAAGCUAUGAAGAGUGAUCCGGAGAUAUCUAAGGCAAUGAAACCUGCCUUUAUUGAAUGGUUAGUCUUGACUAAGGGAAUUGAAGCCGCGAGACAAAAAUACAAUGAGCUUGCGAUUCAACCUCCCACGUGUUUAGAGCUGCAUAAAAAAAUGGCGGAACUGGAAAUGAUCCAGCCAAAGAUACACAAGCAGAGUGCGAGGAAACCCUAUGAACUUGCGACACUGCACUAUGGGAAAUCAAAUACUCAAGUGUGGAUUGACUUCAUUCUAUUCGAGAUGAAACACGGAGAGCCGAUGAGGGUGACGGAUAUUCACAGGAGGGCUGUUAAGACAUUGCAGCCCACAUUGACUGAUGCAUUCAUCACGGAGUACAGCCUCAUUAAGGCUAAUCCAGAUACUGUUGUGUUAUAGAAUAGAAUGUGACAAUUUGGCAAUUGUUAACUGUAAAUUAUCUUUCGUAUCGUGAGAAGUGAAAAUCUCCAUGUUUUGGCGCAGCGCGUCACGAAAAAUAAUGUUCACGUCAUGUAAUAAUAAAUAUAUCACUUUUCCUCACGUGAUUGCUACGCCCGGUUUUGGCUUUAAAGACAAUCUUGUACAUGGGGAAGGGUGAUCUGUUUUUUAAGGUUGAAAUAUAUAUAGUGCAAAAAAAGUUA